Molecule: messenger RNA, 900 nt
Organism: Colias croceus (clouded yellow)
Lineage: Eukaryota; Metazoa; Arthropoda; Insecta; Lepidoptera; Pieridae
Exons: 1
Coding region: 1-900 (299 amino acids)
Source: RefSeq, a predicted model, not a curated record
AUGUUACAAAUUCGUGACAUACAAUGUUAUGCCGACGAUAGCACGGGCGACGCCGCAUAUACCGGUCUUGCAAAUCUCUCUCAGGAGCAAGUGGAUGAGCAUCGAAAAAAACUGGUGUCUAAAAUUGAGAAAUCCCUUGAAGAAGUCUCAAUAUGGGGCCAAAACAAUCUUGUGCAGUUUAACCCCUCAAAGACACAAGUUUGCGCUUUUUCAGCUAAGAAGAAGCCUUUUGCAGUGUCCUCUAAGUUCCAGAAUACUCCGCUCAAAGCCAUGCCUAGCAUCGGUAUUCUCGGUGUCGACAUUGCGAGUGACGUACAAUUUCGCGGUCAUUUGGAGGACAAGGCUAAAUUAGCCUCAAAGAAACUCGGGGUGCUCGCAAGAGCGAGACAGUACUUCACGCCAGCUCAUCGCCUACUACUUUACAAGGCACAAGUUCGGCCACACAUGGAGUACUGUUCUCACUUGUGGGCUGGAGCACCCGAGUAUCAAUUACUUCCAUUUGACCGCCUUCAGCGUCGUGCCUGCCGCAUUGUCGACCUUCCUGAGCUCACCGAUCGGCUCGAUCCAUUGGCUUUGAGGCGUGAUGUUGCGUCUCUAUGUGUGUUUUAUCGCAUUUACAACGGCGAGUGUUCUGAGGAACUGUUUGCAUUGAUACCACCUGCAGAAUUCCAUCACCGCACUGCUCGGCACAAACAAAAAUAUCAUUGUCACCAUCUCGAUGCAUGGCGUUCGACUACUGUGCGUUUUGCACGGCAUUUCUUGCCUAGAACCACACUCUUGUGGAACAAACUACCACCUUCCGUGUUCCCCAACCAAUAUGACAUGGGAACCUUCAAGAAAAAAGCCUACACCCACCUCAAAAGCCUUCUUCCACCUAAAAACCGGCAAUACGUUCCCUAA